CCACAUUCUGAUAAGGGCUUCAGCAAUUGGACCAAAGGAGCUUACUUUAUUCAGCUGAAGCCUUCAAUGAGACAACCCUUACUGCAGAAGGGCAUCAGACAUAGCUGAAGCCUUCUGUAAGACUACAGUCACUACCAGAGAUAAUAUGAUAGACCUUUGCCAAACAUAUUAAUUGAGGUGUUCUUGAGCAAGUGCCUUUCACUUGGGAGAUGAAAGGUGGAUUCAACUAUAACAUGAUGGGGAGAUUAGUCUCUGUCACUCUGACUGCCCUUGUAUGUACAACCAUACUACUUUGGGCUUGGGAGAAAAAUCCUUUUGCGGAUACUCUACUACUGGCCCGAGAACGGUUUCCAAUUCCUUCAAUAGAUUUUCUGGAGGACUCCCCAAAGAAUUCCUCAAAGUCUACGAAGACAGACAGGAAUAUUCAAGGGAAGGAUAUAGAAGAAACAAACAAAAUACAAAAUUCUGGUGCUGCACCAAUUCAAGGGAAGGAUACACCUUCUGCUACAAUAGAUGAAACAAAGAAAAUAGAAAACUCUGGUGUUGCACCAACAGAUUAUGCAUUUUCUCCUAUAAUGGACGGGCAUAAUCUGAAUGCAACAUCUACUGACCAACGUAAAGUCUGUAAUUUUGCCAAGGGUAGAUGGAUUCCAGACAUCAGGCGACCAUUGUAUUCUGGGUUUCAUUGUAAGCAAUGGUUAUCAGCAAUGUGGGCUUGCAGACUGACACAACGACCAGAUUUCUCUUUUGAGGGAUACCGGUGGAAGCCAGACAGUUGUGAAAUGCCAGACUUCGAGCGAUCUUCAUUCUUGAGAAGAAUGCAGGACAAGACAAUUGCUUUUAUAGGAGAUUCUUUGGGCCGACAGCAGUUCCAGUCUUUAAUGUGUAUGGCUACUGGUGGAGAAGAAAGCCUAGAAGUUCAAAAUGUGGGAAAAGAAUAUGGCCUUGUCAAACGUCGUGGAGCCAUUCGUCCUGAUGGCUGGGCCUAUAGAUUUCCUAAGACCAAUACCACCAUUUUGUAUUACUGGUCGGCCAGCCUCUGUGACCUUGUGCCACUUAACAGCUCAAACCGAACCACUGAUGUUGCGAUGCAUUUGGACCGUCCCCCAGCUUUCAUGAGGCAGUACCUUGAUAGAUUUGAUGUGUUGGUUCUUAAUACUGGGCAUCAUUGGAACAGGGGGAAAAUAAAUGGAAAUCGGUGGGUAAUGUAUGUAGAUGGAAAACCCAAUCAAGAUAAAAGGCGUGCACAAAUUGACAGAGCGAAGAAUUUUACCAUACAUAGUGUUGUCAGGUGGCUUGAUUCACAACUUCCAUCACAUCCCCACCUCAAAACAUUCUUCAGGACCAUCUCACCAAGGCAUUUCUUUAAUGGUGACUGGAAUACCGGGGGAUCUUGUGAUAAUACUACUCCGUUGUCUGGAGGAAGUGAAGUGGUCCAAGAAGGGUCAAGUGAUGUAGUCAUUGAGGCUGCUUUGAGAGGUACAAAGACAAAGAUUCUGGACAUCACUGCUCUUUCUCAAUUGAGGGAUGAAGGUCACGUAUCCCGCUACACCAUUAGAGGUACUGCUGCUGGAAAUGAUUGCUUGCACUGGUGCCUACCUGGAAUUCCAGACACAUGGAAUGAACUCCUUAUUGCACAAAUAUAGAUCCAAACUCUGGGAAGAAGAAACCAAAUCUGCUAAUCUUCAGGUGUCCAAGUAUACCAAUUGUUUUCUGGUAUAAUUUUUUGUUUUAUAAUAUUUUUUUCACUACUCAUAGCGUUCAUAGAAAUAUAAUAGGAAAAGCUUCUACUCCAAUUCCAGUUCUUAUUAAAUUGAAUGCUAGUUGUUGAUCUAGGCAAAAUUCAAACUGAGGGUGUUCACCAGAUAGCUGACUUGUACCCUCAGGACUCUGAAUCUGUGGGUACUGGGUAGCAGUCUUCCUGUUGUAUCAUAGCAGUCUGCCUGUUGUAUUGCAUGUAACAUAGCAACCAUUAUUAUCAGGUUGUUGCUAAUAUAAAGUUGCAAAAGUUUUCUACU
Molecule: messenger RNA, 2018 nt
Organism: Fragaria vesca subsp. vesca
Lineage: Eukaryota; Viridiplantae; Streptophyta; Magnoliopsida; Rosales; Rosaceae
Exons: 5
Coding region: 210-1646 (478 amino acids)
Biological process (GO): plant-type secondary cell wall biogenesis; xyloglucan metabolic process; xylan biosynthetic process
Cellular component (GO): Golgi apparatus
Molecular function (GO): acetyltransferase activity
Source: RefSeq, a predicted model, not a curated record